AUGGUUUAUGAGGGUGUCGAAGGCAGAACAAACUAUUCUCAAGUCUAUGUUCUGUUAGUUAUCAUGCUUUUGUUCAGCCAAGAUGAAGUCUUUAACGACAAUAUCCAAAAAAUCACAAUGACGUACCAGCCUUGGUUUACUGAAAGGUUGCUAAAGUCUAUCUCGCUUGGUGGCCUAGCUGUUGCUAUCGUCAUUCGAACUAUCCAGUACAACCUAGCGCAGCACAAGGAUGUUUACUUUCAUACUAAUUCAUUAGCAAUCUUAGCCAAUAUGUCCAACUCAUUACAGGACAUGCAUCCAUACGUCUCUCAGAGACUUGUAACUUUAUUUGACAUGAUCGCACGAAGAUACCAAAAGCUGGCAACCAAGCAAACGCUAUUAGAUGAGAACAUCGACAAGAACGCCGAUGUAAUUAUCUAUGGGGACAUGGUCACACUCGUCCUCGAAAUCAUAAAUUCUACUCUGACGCACAAGCUCAAGGCAAAUCCUCAGCUUGUUUAUUCAUUGCUUCACAAGCAGGAGAUGUUUACGUAUUUCCGAAAUGAUUUGAAGUUUAAAGACCUCAUUUACAACAUUGAACAAGCUGUUAAUUACUUUCAACAAAAGGUAUCCGAGGCAAAUAUCAAAGCACCAACGCCUGAGGAGGUGGCUCAGGUGAUUCAUACGGCUUCUAGGACGUGGCCACCUAAUCUUAUGAAGGUAUAUCCAGACAUUAAGUUUGAGUAUGAGGAACAAGAACAGUCAAACGAUUUCUUCUGUCCUUAUGUAUGGUCGCUCCUAUACAGGAACAUGUUUGUACAUUGGGACGAGGAAAAAGCUAGGAUUUUACAUGAAUAUAGAACAGCGGUGGGCGACGAGCAUGCUUUUGAUGGCAUGCUCAUCGGGAACCAGGCAUAG
Molecule: messenger RNA, 897 nt
Organism: Lobosporangium transversale
Lineage: Eukaryota; Fungi; Mortierellomycota; Mortierellomycetes; Mortierellales; Mortierellaceae
Product: Dymeclin
Exons: 5
Coding region: 1-897 (298 amino acids)
Biological process (GO): Golgi organization
Cellular component (GO): Golgi apparatus
Source: RefSeq, a predicted model, not a curated record